Messenger RNA from Ricinus communis (castor bean), 1957 nucleotides. Its product is annotated as beta-fructofuranosidase, insoluble isoenzyme 1. Gene Ontology annotation, biological process: carbohydrate metabolic process. The record is from RefSeq and is a predicted model, not a curated record. The transcript is spliced from 7 exons. Bases 108 to 1829 code for a protein of 573 amino acids. Gene Ontology annotation, molecular function: hydrolase activity, hydrolyzing O-glycosyl compounds. Lineage: Eukaryota; Viridiplantae; Streptophyta; Magnoliopsida; Malpighiales; Euphorbiaceae.
AUAAAUAAAGAAGUUAGAGAAGAAAACUUAUAUCCUUCUAAACAAGUUAGCCCCUAUCAUCUUCAUCAGAAGUUUAGAAAAGAAAACUCUUAGUGUUGUGUUUGUCGAUGAUAGGAAUGUUAAAGCUUAUAGCAGCAACAUGCAGCAUUGCCUUUGUCUUCUUGACAAUGGCAAUGGCAAGUGGUCAGGGCUCUCACCAGAGAAUUCAAGCCAAGCAGGUCAAGCAACUCCACAGAACGGCUUAUCACUUUCAACCCCCUAUGCACUGGAUCAAUGAUCCAAAUGGUCCUAUGCACUACAAUGGAAUAUACCAUCUCUUCUACCAAUAUAAUCCAAAAGGUGCAAUUUGGGGCAACAUUGUCUGGGCUCAUUCUGUUUCUAAGGAUUUGAUCAAUUGGGAGGCUCUCGAGCCUGCAAUUUACCCUUCAGAAUGGUUUGAUAUUGUCGGAUGUUGGUCCGGGUCCGCAACAAUCCUGCCUGACAAUAAACCCGUAAUCCUUUACACUGGCGUUGACCCAAAACAGCGUCAGCUCCAAAACUAUGCCAUACCCAAGAACUUGUCUGAUCCGUACCUCCGCGAGUGGGUCAAGCCCAAAGACAAUCCGGUAGUAUCUCCGGACUCAAAAGUAAAUGCUACCGCCUUCCGUGAUCCAACUACUGCUUGGUAUGCUGAUGGGCAGUGGAGGAUGGCGGUGGGCAGCAGGAGGAAUGACAGAGGCGUUGCCUAUUUGUAUAGGAGCAAGGAUUUUAAGAAGUGGGUUAAGGCCAAGCACCCACUUCAUGCGAAAGCGGAAACUGGUAUGUGGGAGUGUCCAGACUUCUUCCCAGUUGCGCUAUCCGGUGAAGACGGGGUGGAUACUUCACUUAUUAAUCAGAAUGUGAAGCAUGUGUUGAAGGUUAGCUUGGAACUGACAAGAUAUGAGUACUAUACGCUUGGUAUUUAUGAUAAGGGAAAAGAUAGGUAUUAUCCUGAUAGCAAUUUAGUUGAUGGUUGGAGUGGGCUUAGAUAUGAUUAUGGCAACUUUUAUGCUUCCAAGACUUUCUUUGACCCAAGCAAGAAUAGAAGAAUUUUGUGGGGUUGGGCUAAUGAGUCUGAUGCUGAACAUGAUGAUACGAAUAAAGGAUGGGCAGGAAUUCAGCUCAUUCCAAGGAAGCUAUGGCUUGAUCCCAGAGGAAACCAAUUAAUACAAUGGCCGAUUCAAGAAUUGGAGACUCUAAGAGGGCAAAGUGUUCAAUUGACCAAAAAACAUAUUAAAAAGGGAGAAUACGUUGAAGUUAAAGGCAUAACUGCUGCUCAGGCUGAUGUUGAUGUUACUUUCUCAUUCCCAAGCCUAGACAAAGCUGAACCAUUCGACCCUAAAUGGAAGAACCUUGUCGCUCAAGAUAUCUGUGCUGUAAAGGGAUCAAAGGCUCAAGGUGGUCUUGGACCAUUCGGGCUCUUGACACUAGCCUCUGAAAAUCUUGAAGAAUUUACUCCCGUCUUCUUCAGAGUUUUUAAAGCAUCAGACAAGUAUAAAGUUCUCCUUUGCUCUGAUGCAAGAAGCUCUUCCUUGGGAAGUGGACUGUACAGACCAUCUUUUGCUGGUUUUGUUGACGUAGAUUUAGCUGACAAGAAGCUUUCGCUUAGGAGUUUGAUUGAUCACUCGGUAGUAGAAAGUUUUGGAGCUGAAGGCAGAACUGUGGUAACAGCAAGAGUAUAUCCUACUAUUGCUAUCUAUGACAAGGCUCAUCUGUUCGCGUUCAACAAUGGUUCUGAAACUGUGAUAGUGGAGAAUCUUAAAGCAUGGAGCAUGAAUAGGCCUGUAAUGAACCCACCCCUGAGAAAAUAAGGACGCAGAAUCUAGAUAUAGAUCGUGUUUCCUAUCAAAAUAUAUGGGGAUACCUUGAACUUAGAAUUUUGUGGUUGAUGUGGAUUCUAAAGAUUAAAUAAAAAUCACCAAAUAUGUUUCUGCCUUAA